Aphanomyces astaci is the source of this 2442-nucleotide messenger RNA. RefSeq lists its product as hypothetical. Lineage: Eukaryota; Oomycota; Saprolegniomycetes; Saprolegniales; Verrucalvaceae. The record is from RefSeq and is a predicted model, not a curated record. The transcript has 5 exons. Gene Ontology annotation, molecular function: metal ion binding. Bases 64 to 2355 code for a protein of 763 amino acids.
CUUUUUUGAAACCGUUGAGAAAGUCGCCUGUUCCAACGCCGCCAGCAGCGAGCAGCAUUAGCCAUGGACAUUCCCGUGAAGCGCACGUUCUUCCCGGCGAUUCGGCUCUCGCCUCGGGAAACUAGUGGGUAUUAUGCCAAAGCCACGCGUGCCUUGGAGCAAGUGCGCGAGGCGGCCACGACGUUCUCAUGGAAGCGCGUCGAGAACAAAGAUGGCCUUGUUGUCGGCAAGGUGCACAUCGUCGAGCAACAUGGAACAUCGUCCGCCUCCCGUCAACGGAAGAACACAGCGUGCCUGGUGAUGCGCGGCACAACCACCGUGCGUGCCACGGUGGCCGAGGUGGUACAGCUCGUUGGGGCCGCCGACACUGCCGACGCCCGCAAGGCCAUGCGUCGGCUGCACGGCAAGAACUUUGUGGACACAAUGACGUUGGCGCGCGUCCACUGCGGCGACGACGACGACGGCCGUCUGCAGUCGUGUCAUGUCAAGUGGGCGGCGUUCAAGGAGUCCGACACGAGCGUCGACUAUUGCUUCGUCGAGUUCGCAGGGGUGCAAGUGGACGCGCGGGGAAGUCCGCUGGGCUUUUGCAUCUUGUCGUCAAUCGAGCGGCCGAAGGAAGUGAUGUCCAUGGCGGCGCUCGGAUUCCGCCGCGACGAGUUCCAUCGCACAGGCUUCCUCGUGUAUCCGUCCCUGGACAACCCCGAGGCCGUCCACGUCACCGCCAUUGCCCAAAGCACCUCCACCGACAAGACAACGUCCGUUGACAAGCUCGAAGCGACACUCCACCACCGGCUCAGCCGCGUCCUGCUCGCGCUUCCCGACUUUGUGACCAUGCGCCGCCUCGGGUGUCUGCCCGCCGUCGACCGAUCGCAGUGGAUCCAGGACGCGUGCCGAAAGUUCUGCGCCGUGUGCCUCAAGUCGUUUCACUUUUUGCGCAAACAUCAUUGUCGCAUGUGUGGCGAAGUCGUCUGUGGCACGUGCGCCGUGCCCCGCGAGGUGGACCUGCCGUCGCUGGGGUCGAGUGCUCUGGUUCGGGUGUGUUCAGUGUGUGUCGGCCGCGCGCACGCCGUCGCCGGGCAGCAGGUGCAGGUGUUCUCGAGGCAGCGACGUCCGUCGUCCGGGGUGCCGCCACGUCAUCGAACGACGUUAGUGUCACAAGUUGAAGGGGGGGCUACAAACAACCAGUUGGCGCUGGAUCCGUUUGAUGUUGUCGACCGACAAGUGCUGGCCCAGCACUACAAUCGACUGCAUCGGCGUCAGGACGACGACCAUGAUCUGGACAUCCGCACGACGCUGGGCACCGCGGACGGCCACGACGACAUGCAUCAGGACCUGGCGACGACGGCGCAACCACAGCGCGCCACGUCACGCGCUUCCCCCAACGUACCCACGACAUCCCACCGAUUAGUUUACGACUCGUCCGGCACUAGUGGACACGAGCACUUGCAAGAAUCUGAGCCUCAUCAGGAAUACCAAGGGAUGGCAUGUACAGUGGCUUCUGUGGGGGCCACGCAGUUGAGAAACGUGCAAGAAUUGAGUUUGAGGUUGACGCGAAUUCGAGACAUGCUCAACCAGAACAGCAUGCCUCCGCCAUCUUCAGUCUCAACGAGCUGGGUCAUGUUGAGCCCAUCGUCCGUCCCACACAAGUCCGUCCAUACACAACGUCGCCACGCAUUGGAACGGGAUUUCGAAGUGCUCGACGACGACGAUGUACGCCAGGAUGUGUUGCACAGCAACGACGUGGCUCCAGAACUGGCCGACAACAACUACUCGAGCAACGACGACGACGGCGGGUUGGAUGACUCGAGUGGAUCGCUGCACGAGGAAGGAGGCGAGGGUAGUGGUCACUCGAACGGCCACGAAGAUUUGGAACGGUCCACGUCUGAUUUGGACUCGAACGACGAAGACAUUCACGACGACUUUCGCGACGACGAGGACGAAGACGAUCUGCUGGUCUAUAACCAAGCCGCUACAAGUGCUAGUUUUGGCCACAAAGCAGAAACGAAUGGUGGGGAGCCACCGCCGUCGUCCACUGCGGCCAAGAACAAAGCCAAUCUGGAUGGUUUCGAUGCGCACAACCGCCACGUCAUCCCGUCGGACGUGGACGACUUGCGGUUUCAAAUCUCCCAUUUGCACCACCUCCUGGCCCUGGCCAACCAAAAGCUGGACGCCGUCGAAGCAUCCGUGGCCCAGUCGCCCCAGACACACAACCCAACGCACAACGUCCACAGGACAGUUGGCGUGGUGGAGCUGCAGACUGGCAACUCUGCCACGGAUCCUUGUGUGGUCCAAAGAAGGCACGCCCACAGGGCAGUGGUGUUGGAAUUGCAUGCCAUCAUGGGUUUGGAUGAAUGAGAGUGGGCGGUGUUGCCGUAGUUGUACGUACAGUAGCUGGAAACAAGUAAAAACAGCUUAAACAAUGUAUCUAUGUACUUAUACAGU